AUAUAUAUUUAAUAAUUUAAUAUAUUUUUCGGAGUUAUAAUAAUAUAUAUGAAUAUAAUUUACGUAUGGGUUACGUUAUCCUUUGUAUAAAUUUUUACAACAACCAUACGAGGAAUCUUCACGUAUAUUCGUUUGUACGCAUACAGGGUGAGAUAUAAGUUGCUUUCCAUGAACUAAUUAUUUGUACAUUUUUAUAUAUUAGUGUAUCUGCAUUUAUUCACAUAAAUUCUUCAAAUUGGUGUUCAUUAUACUCAAUAUGCAGCUCACUAACAAUUAGUCCAAUUAUUAAUUUAUAUAUGGCAGACAGUUGGUGUCUUCAAGUUUUUAAAUAACCGGUUCUAUCAAUCAUUCUAACUGAUUUCAAAUUUUGUGGAUUGCUGGAGGAAAGCAAUUCUUGUCUCACCCUAUAUAGAUGUAUACAGGGUGUCCCAUUUGGUAGAAACUUUUGGUAGGAAAUUCUUGAAAUAACUGUGCAGUUAAUCUUUCUCAGGUAAAAAGGGAUCAACGAAGCAUUCUUAUGCUACGGUCAACGAAACACAAGUCCGUUUAUCAUUUCGUAUUUUGGUAGUAACAUUUUUAAAUUUAAGCAUUUAAGAUCCCAUGGCGUUUAUACAAGAUAUUUGUUUUAUUUUUAUUUAUAAAAUAAUACAAAAUGGUCAAAUUUUGCUGAAACAUGGACACCCCGUAAACAUGCUUACCUAUAUGACUCAUAUAGUGACACAUGUGUAUGUACAUAUAAGGAACUAUACGAGUCGGCGUCGAAUAAAUUUCAUUUACACACCUGCUCUUCUUUGAACAAUUCAUCAUCUAUAAUCUUUUUUCUUUUUUUUUUAAUUAAUUAUUAAUUUUUAUCCGAAUUAGAAGGAAGGUUUUUUUUCUUUUUUAAGAAAAAAUAAAACAAAGAUUAUUUUUACCGAAGGAUAUUUUAAAAAGUACAAGGACAAAAAGAAUAAAAAAUGAUAAAAUAUAGCUUUACUCGUCGGAUCACCUUUUUAACACACCUGAAAAUUGUUCGUUCUUAUUUAUGCGUUACGGCAUAGCGAUUAGAAGUAAUUUGAAUGAUAAAGAAACUUAAAAAUAAAUAUAUUGAAAGAAACAAAAGGUAUAAUAAUAGUUACGUUCCAUUAGAAUGUAGGAGUUUAGUUUGAUGAACACAAAAAGAAAAAAAAGCUAACUUGUAUCGUAAUACACAUACCCGCAGGGAAAUAAUAUUUGAUGUAUUUUUUGUAGGAAUAUGAAAAGAAAACUAAGAAGUGAAAGAGAAGAAAGAAAUAAAAGAAGCUCCAUUUAUAGUUGGUAGGCGUUUGGUGAGCGUUUUAAGUGGGGGUAAGCGGAUAGGUGGGCGUUCAGUGGGCCCACACAGGUGCGGUCGGACCCAACUACGGGUUCAGCGAUGGUACGUGCCGUGUCACGUUGUGUUACAUCUCUUGGAAUACAGUUUAACUGCUCUUUCCUCAAUCUUCUUCCAUCUUCUUACGCGUAACGUUUUUAGUCGACCCAGAUAACUCUCAGCCAAGUAAGUUUCUUUUUCAUUCUUUCUUUCCUUUCUUUUUUUUCUUUGUUUGUUUCUUUCUUUCUCUUCUGUUAGUUCCACGAAUACUUUCUUCUUCUUCUUCUUCUUAUUCUUCUUCUACUACCGGUACCAUUCCAGAAGUUCUAAGAGAGAAAGAGAAACGUUCUUUCUCCUAUCUCAUCAGGUCAACUAAUCGUGUAAAUAAGAAACGUGUGAUAAGGAUGCAUUGCAAAAUGAUAUUAAGAUACUCGCGAUUGAUCUAGUAUUGUUCUUAUUAAACGAUGAAGAUGUUUUGAAACAUACAGUGAUCGCCGAUCGUUGAAAAAUAAUACACCAGUUACGUGAGUAAUGCAUGAAGAUGAAGACCUUGUGCGUAGCAAUUGUUAUAUUACUAUCGAUGACGAUCAGAACUUGGGCAGAAGUCGAUUGCAACGAUCCCAACUGGCAUAAUCUUGAGACCAACGAAAGUUCGGUACAUAAUUGCGGUGAUGCGUUUAAAAAUCUUUGCCGUUGUUCAAGGAUGUGUUACGACGGUCAUCACCAAUAUGUUGUCAAUUGUACGAAUACCGGAUUUUUGGAUACAACGCCAUUAGAACAUCUUCCUAAUGCUACUCAGGUGUUAAUAUUUACGGGUAAUUAUCUGACAUUAUUACCAUGGAACAUAUUCGGCACGUUUGACAGAUUACCUAAUUUAAAAGUCAUUGACAUGUCCAACAACCACAUUCAAGAAAUAUGUGGAAAAGCUUAUCACCACGUUAAACGAGUGGAACGUCUUAUUCUUGAUUUCAAUGAACUUUCAUUGGAUCCUGGUAGAAGUCAUCCUAGAGUUUUCUCCAAUUUCGUAUCACUUUUAGAGUUGCAUUUAACUGAUGCUUUUGAGGAUGGUCAACCGAGAGAUUUAGCAGAGACUCUUCACGAUAUAUUCGUUAAUAGCAAUCUAACUCAACUAAUGAAAUUGCAUUUGGAGCAAAAUGAGAUAUCAGAGUUCAAGGAUCCAAACGUUUUCUGUGAUCUACCAAAUCUUUUAGAUUUACAUUUAGGAGAUAACGCAUUGACGGGAUUGCAUUUCAAUCUAUCGUGUCUUCAUAAGUUACGUUUCUUGGAUCUUCAGAGAAAUAAAUUUACAAAAAUCUUGGAUUCCGAUAUUCGUACUAUGGAAUCUGUUAUUAAACAGAAUCAAUCGUUCACCGUGGAUUUCUCGAAAAAUCCAUUGACGUGUUCCUGCAGACUUAAUCCAUUUAUCGAAUGGAUGAACAAGACCAAAGUUUUUAUAAGAAAUAAGAGCAGCUUGCAAUGUGUGGAAGAUGGAAAAUCUAAGAGCAUUUAUGGGGCGCAUCCUUGUCCGUUAGGAUUAAGAUUGUCGAAAACAGGAAUUUUGAUAGCACUGUAUUUCUUUACGUUCCUUUUAGUCGUUUUAUUGUGUGCUCUCGUUUACGUGAACCGUAUAAAACUACGGAAGAAAUUUGAACCAAUCAUUAAUUCCGUUAAUAAAAGAGUUAGAUAUAGCACCAUAGCAACUGGUGAAACCCGUGAGGAUGUAUAAGUACAUUUAAUAAGCCUAAGUAUAGUGGGUAAUUGGUUAACAAACAUAAUCCUGUUCAAAGGUGAUGACUGUUAUUCGAAGUGUUCAAUAACCGAUAUGCCCAUUGUAUUUUUAAUUUCUUAUUCAAAACUAUUAUAGAUCACUUUACAACCAUUCAUUAUUAUAAUUACCCCGUCGAUUCGUUUAAAGAAUUAUUUUUAAUUCAAAACGUUCAUCAGUAUAUUACCAUUUUUUAUAUAUAUAUAUAUAUAUUAAUGCAUAAGCUUGAUUAAUACGUUAAUUCGAUGAAAAAUCAUAUAAGGUUGACGAACAUAUCAUUUA
Molecule: messenger RNA, 3377 nt
Organism: Polistes canadensis
Lineage: Eukaryota; Metazoa; Arthropoda; Insecta; Hymenoptera; Vespidae
Product: phospholipase A2 inhibitor
Exons: 5
Coding region: 1866-3056 (396 amino acids)
Cellular component (GO): membrane
Molecular function (GO): protein binding
Source: RefSeq, a predicted model, not a curated record